Mastomys coucha (southern multimammate mouse) is the source of this 1851-nucleotide messenger RNA. RefSeq names its product succinate dehydrogenase complex assembly factor 2 (gene Sdhaf2). The record is from RefSeq and is a predicted model, not a curated record. The coding region runs from base 716 to 1219 and encodes 167 amino acids. The transcript is spliced from 4 exons. Gene Ontology annotation, biological process: mitochondrial respiratory chain complex II assembly; tricarboxylic acid cycle; protein-FAD linkage. Gene Ontology annotation, cellular component: mitochondrion. NCBI's taxonomy places the organism in Eukaryota, Metazoa, Chordata, Mammalia, Rodentia, Muridae.
CUCGCGCCGCCCCCAGCUCUCCCAGGCCGCUCGGGCUCGCGGGGCUCGCUGCCCAUCACCCGCGGGCCCGACCCGAGAUGCUCCGAGUCGGCGCCCGUAGUUGCCUAUGGCGCCACCGCCAAGUCCAGGCCUCGACUCUCGAGAGGGCCCUCAAGCCGCGCUGUGAAGAACCACCGCGGCGAACGCCGCAAGCUCAGCCCGUCGCACCUGCUAGGCCCAGGGGGCGUCCCAAGCCGGAGCCCCCGCGGGCCCGGAAGCUCCCGCCGCCUCCACUCCUCCAACCGGGCCCGGUCCUCGCCCUCGGCUAGGCCUGCCCUGCUCCCUCCCACAGCUCCAGGACCUCAGCCCCUCCCUCAGAGGCCCGCGCUUCCCUCCACCCGCCGAGUUCCGCCGCCGCCACCCAACCGACCCCCUCCCCUCCGCGGCGCCAGCCCUGGCCCUCCUUCCGGCCCCGCCGGCCCCCGGCCGCGCGCCCCCGUUACCGGGAAUAUGGCGGCGGCCGCGGAGAGUCCCGACUAGGCCCGAAGCGCGCGAACCGCUCUCCGCCCCAGGUCCCGCCCCCCCCACCGGCGGCGUCACACGCACCGCUACUUCCGCCAUACGCUGGGAGGCGCCUUCCGGCUUGGGGUCCACCUCCACUGGUGAAGUCCUCAGAUCGACCGCCCGGAUUUCCCGGAAGUGGCCCGGUUGCCAGCUGCCUGUGCUAUAGGGAGAAAUGGCGGUGGUCACCUUGAUCCCGACGCUGGCGCGGGUACUAUCAAAGCAUAGUCUGCUGUCUCCUUUGCUUAGUGUGACAUCAUCCAGACGUUUCUACAGAGGUGACAGCCCAACAGAUUCUCAAAAAGACAUGAUUGAAAUUCCAUUGCCUCCGUGGCAGGAGAGAACUGAUGAAUCCAUAGAAACCAAAAGAGCCCGCUUACUCUAUGAGAGCAGAAAGAGGGGGAUGCUGGAGAACUGCAUUCUCCUUAGCCUGUUUGCUAAAGAAUAUCUGCACAACAUGACAGAGAAGCAGCUGAACCUCUACGAUCGCCUGAUUAACGAGCCUAGCAAUGACUGGGAUAUUUACUACUGGGCCACAGUUACCGUGCCAUGUUGGCUGUUGUGGUUCAAGGAUGUCAUAGAUGAGGUGAGUGCCUCCACCCUUGGGAAGUUUGAAUGGUACCGUCUUCGUUCCUUGUCUUUGGUGAAGUCACUCUCUAACCCAUGUUUAUUAAUAUAAGUUAUUUGAGUUUCAGAUCCUGUACUAGCUUUAUAUCCCAAAAUGAGCACUAGAGUGUCUUGAUUUGUUAACAGUUCAAGACCUUUCUGACCCCCUGUGAGUUGGUAUAUAAUAUUUCAUAAGUUGUCAGUAGGUUUUGACCACACAGGUUGUGAAGUGCUCUUUUCCAUUUUCUGGAAGAAUAUAUGUAGAAUUGAUGUUAUUUCUUCCAUAAAUAUGUGAUAUGAUUUGCUAAUAAUGUUAUCUGGACUACUGUUUUUCUCUCCUGGAUAUUUUAAACUAUGAAACCAGUAUUUUUUUUUUAGUAGAUACUGAAUGAUUAUAGAUAUUUCCUCUGGGGUGGGAUUCAGUCAUUUGUCUUUCAGAAUGUUUGUCAUUUCAUCUAAGUUGUCAGGUAUAUAGAUAGGGUUUUACUUGCAAUGGCUCCUUUCCUGGACCUGUAGUAUACCUCAGUCGGUGAUGCCACUUGCUGCACCAGCCUUGUGACCUGUCCUUUGGCCUCCACGUGUAUGCUGUGGUCUUUGUGUCCCUUCCCAUUAUGUACCCACACACUUACUAAGAAUAAAUAAAUAAAUUAAUUAAUUAAAAUAAGUAGGCCAGGCAUAGUGAUACACACCUCUAACCACAAUACU